Pyricularia oryzae 70-15 is the source of this 315-nucleotide messenger RNA. RefSeq lists its product as uncharacterized. NCBI's taxonomy places the organism in Eukaryota, Fungi, Ascomycota, Sordariomycetes, Magnaporthales, Pyriculariaceae. The transcript has a single exon. The coding region runs from base 1 to 267 and encodes 88 amino acids. The record is from RefSeq and is a predicted model, not a curated record.
AUGUCACUUGUACAUUGGGACUUUGUACCCACAAUCGGUGACGCUAUUCUGCCUUGGUGCGCAAUUACACACACACACCCCUUUUUUUCCCAAGCCCCCGAGCCCUCCCCAGAACUCAACACGACUCUUGCAAAGCGGCGCCAACAAGUCAGUUCGGAGGGGGACCGGCUCCGCGGUCGCGUCAAACGGAGGCUUGUCAGCCCCGAACUGCCGUUGGCCCUUGCCCCCUCUCCCCUUGAGCGCCCGGGCAACCGUGCCUGGUCGUGACGAUAGAGUUUUUGUUUUGGUUUUUUUUUCUGGGAGUUUGCUUUGCUU